AUGACUUGUUAUGGACAAACGAGUAGCAUCCAGACUCCAAGGGCUCUAGGGGUCCACUACCAAGAAGUAGGCAGUGUGAGACAAGUAUCUCAAAGCCGUACCUGCCCCUUUUCCCGUGACUAUCACGCUAACGAUAUCGGGAAAUGGGAUGAAUCGCCCCCCUCCUUUUUGUCUCUCCUUGACUUCUUCUUCCCCAGUCUUCGCAGUCCUUUCUUGAAGUUUUCCCACACCAGAGGGAUUCGUUCUCUCCACAUUCUUUUGAAAACAGCUGUCUUUUACUCGACUCUCUACGACACACGCGAAUACCCCCUGAUGUAUGUGCCAUUUCCCGUUUUAUCUCUAUAUAAUGCAGUCGCGAUAGGCUGUGGUCUGGAUUGUUGUGCAUCGAGGAAAUGUACAGACGAUUGUGCACAACAGACGCGAUAUAUGGCACUCGACCGCGUCCAAGCUGCCGUAUAUGAUGCAAAACCAUUCGACGAAAGGAACCAUGGAUUUGAACACAGCUAA
Molecule: messenger RNA, 507 nt
Organism: Penicillium concentricum
Lineage: Eukaryota; Fungi; Ascomycota; Eurotiomycetes; Eurotiales; Aspergillaceae
Exons: 2
Coding region: 1-507 (168 amino acids)
Source: RefSeq, a predicted model, not a curated record